Messenger RNA from Thunnus maccoyii (southern bluefin tuna), 2122 nucleotides. RefSeq names its product death-associated protein kinase 2a (gene dapk2a). The transcript has 9 exons. Gene Ontology annotation, biological process: protein phosphorylation; intracellular signal transduction; positive regulation of apoptotic process. Gene Ontology annotation, cellular component: nucleus; cytoplasm. Gene Ontology annotation, molecular function: ATP binding; protein serine/threonine kinase activity. Lineage: Eukaryota; Metazoa; Chordata; Actinopteri; Scombriformes; Scombridae. The record is from RefSeq and is a predicted model, not a curated record. Bases 168 to 1652 code for a protein of 494 amino acids.
CUCCCCAUGAUAGAUCAGGAAUGUGUCGGGACAUGGCAGAGCCCUCCUGGCCUGUAUACCACACUGAGGACGCAGCGCAGCAGGGCAGGAGGAGGACAUGCUGUUCACCAAGUAUUUUUAACAUGGUUAACUGAAGCAGAAUUAUCAGCCUAACUGUGACAGCAGCCAUGGAUUUAUUCAAGCAACAGAAAGUUGAAGAUUUCUAUGAAAUUGGUGAAGAGUUGGGAAGUGGGCAGUUUGCCAUCGUAAAGCAAUGCAGAGAGAAAAGUACGGGACUGGAAUUCGCUGCCAAGUUCAUCAAGAAGCGGCAGAGCAUGGCCAGCUCCCGAGGAGUGCGGCGGGAGGACAUCGAGCGGGAGGUGGACAUCCUGCAGCAGAUUCAGCACCCCAACAUCGUCACACUGCAUGACGUCUACGAGAACCGCACUGACGUGGUGCUCAUCCUGGAGCUGGUCUCUGGAGGUGAGCUGUUUGACUUCCUGGCCCAGAAGGAGUCUCUGAGCGAGGAAGAAGCCACUCAGUUCAUCAAGCAAAUCCUGGAGGGGGUGAACUACCUUCACUCCAGAAAAAUAGCCCACUUUGAUCUCAAGCCUGAGAACAUAAUGUUACUGGACAAGAAUGUGCCGUUGCCAAGAAUCAAACUGAUCGAUUUCGGUCUCGCUCACAAGAUCGAAGCUGGUGUCGAGUUCAAAAACAUCUUCGGAACACCAGAGUUCGUAGCACCGGAGAUCGUCAACUACGAGCCGCUGGGAUUAGAAGCGGACAUGUGGAGCAUCGGGGUCAUCACCUACAUCCUGCUGAGUGGUGCUUCACCUUUCCUGGGGGAAACCAAACAAGACACCCUGAGGAACAUUUUGGCCAUAAAUUAUGAGUUUGAUGAAGAGUUCUUCUGCCAUACGAGUGAGCUGGCCAAGAAAUUCAUCAGCCAGUUGCUGGAGAAGGAUACGAAGAAAAGAUUAACAAUUCAAGAUGCUCUUAAUCACCCAUGGAUUAAGUCCAACGAGCACAAGGAGGAAAAUAAAGCCCAAGAGCCGAAGAAACAGGAGCGGCGCCAGCUGAAGACGAAGCGCCUGAGGGAGUACACUAUCAAAUCCCACUCGAGCAUGCCCCCCAACAACACCUAUGUAAACUUUGAACGCUUCGCCCAGGUGGUGGAGGACAUUGACCAGAUGGAGAGCUCGUUCGCCAGCCUGGCAGCAGCCCAUGACUAUCUGCAGGAAGAUAUCGACGCCAUGGUUUCUAUAUACAAUGAAAAGGAGGCCUGGUAUAAAGAGGAGAGCGAAGAAGUGCGUCAUGACAUCUCACAAAUCCGCUACGAGUUCCGCAAAGUGGAGGCCAUGAAGAGGAGCCUGCAGGACGACAUGCAGGCCUUCAGCUCCAGCCUCAGCGCCAUCGGCAACCGUUACCAGGAGAGACAGAACCACCUGGACGCGCUGCGCCAGGAGCUUAGCAACGAGCUGAAAUGGGUGCAGGAGGUCAUGGGUUCAUCUCCCAUGGUUGGAGGUGGUGGAGGUUACCCCAACUGUAACUUCUCCACUGUCUUCAACAACGACGUGAAUGAAGCCCUGAAAGAGCUGCUGAACCGCUCCUGUGGAGGAGAGCUGCUGUCCGGGAUCAACCUGGACUUCACAGAACCUGGACAGCAAAGAUAAAUGAUCAGCGAUGCACAAACCAUUCAGAAUCACAACGGUGACUUGUACAGGUCCUUUACAAGAGGCUGCAAUACAUAGGACCGUAUCAGGCUCUAAAGGAUGAUUGAUACAUACAAAUAUUUGUUAAAAAUACAGUUGCACAUCAGAGAAGAAUGAUUCUAUUUUUUGCAAAUGAUCUGUCUUUACAUACAGCGCAACUCUCAGCUAAAGAACUGAAGUAUAUUUUUUAGUCAAUAAUGUCCUUUGUGCUGUGUGUUUGAGACAAUGACGACUUUUUCCUGUGCAUUUUGUCUAUAAUAACUGAAUAUAGGUCAGUAUGAACAUUUGUGUUGGUGAUAUAGACGUGUGGAGAUUCGAGUGUGUUAUGCUAGUAGCGGCUAAUGUCUUGCAGGAUCUACAGGACAUGGAUGUGUUAUAAGAGCUGGAUACCGGACUAAACAUGGCGCCCAUUCAGUCCUAUAGGAACUGCU